AUGAAGAGUUUGAGAAAAGAGCUGAUGAAAAUCAAUAUGGAAUUUGGUAAUUUUGAGAUCAUCAGCACACAAGGCACUAGCACUACUAAUGUUCAGCAUUACGACAAAUUUGAGACAUCACAUUUUUUGCCGGAAGUAGAAAGGAGGGAAGGAGAAAAACAGGAAAUCAUAAACCUGUUGUUACAUGCAAGAUCAAACCAUGAUGAGAGUGAGAUAGUGAUUGUUCCUAUCUAUGCCCUCGGAGGUAUGGGCAAGACUACUUUGGCACAACUAGUAUACAACGAUGACCAAUUCAAGAAGCAGUAUGAUUGUCGUAUAUGGGUUUAUGUCUCCCAAGAUUUCAAUUUAUUGAAAAUAGGAAACUCUAUAAUUUCUCAAGUAUCAGCAGAAGGUGCUCAGCAAAAUAGGGAUCUCCAGAAUAGAGGUCUGCAGGUGAUAAUGGACUGCCUUGAUAACCUACUCUGUAACAAGAAAGUUCUGAUCGUUCUAGAUGACUUAUGGGAGAAAGAUGACACCGAGUUGAGCAAACUGAAAAAUAUGCUUCAUGUGGGCAAGAAGGGCAGUACGAUAGAUGUCAUAGGAACCACACGAGAGGAAGGAAUUUCAAAGAAAGUUUCCACCAGUAAACUAUAUAAGCUACAGCCUUUGAAGGAUGUUGUAUGCUGGGAAAUAAUUAAGAGAUCCAGUAAGUGUAACCAAAACGAAUUUGAGUGGAUAGGACUGGAUAUUGCAAAGAAAUGUGGAGGUGUGCCGUUGGCAGCUGAAGCACUUGGGUACAUGUUACAAUCCAAAGUUAUAUCUGAAUGGAAAAACAUAAAUGACAGUGAUAUCUGGAAUGAAACAUCAGAUGAUAGAGUGCUUCCAUCCUUGAGGUUGAGUUAUCAAAGGAUGCCACAGCAGCUGAGGAUAUGUUUUUCCUAUUGUGUCAUAUUCUCAAAAGGACACAAUAUUGUUGAAAAUGACUUGAUUCACCAAAGGAAUGUGUUGGGUUUCAUUGAGACAUCAAAGGGGAAGGAAUACAUCAAGCACCUUUUGGGAAUGUCCUUCCUUCAAGUUUCAAAGACACCCUCGUACGUCACACAGCUCAUAUAG
This is a messenger RNA of Miscanthus lutarioriparius, 1092 nucleotides long. The record is from the annotation of a GenBank genome assembly. NCBI's taxonomy places the organism in Eukaryota, Viridiplantae, Streptophyta, Magnoliopsida, Poales, Poaceae.